GACUUUAAAUUGUCCUUGAAUGUAAGGAAAUCCUCAUUUCGAAUAUCUAUUGUUAUGUCUUUGAUAUUCGUUCUUCUCUAAUUUCAGUUUGUUUUAAAAAUGUAGGCAUACAACAAGAGAGUAAUAUACUAAUAUUGUAUAUAUUUUCGCGGUAUCUAUAUAUUAUCACAGCUUGUGAAUUACAAUUAUGAGUGGCGACAUGUCCGGACCUCUUGACCGACCAUUCAGGCCAAGUCUAGAAAAGAUUGACAUUGAAAAUCCUGAGCAUGAGAGGAAGACAAGGCUUGGGUCUCUCAAGAAGAAGGCAGUUAAUGCCUCUACCAAAUUUAGACAUUCUUUUACAAAAAGGGGUCGAAGGAAUAGCAGAGUUAUGUCUGUUGUUUUUGAGGAUGAGCGUGAUGCAGAGGAAAUAAAGGCAGUUGAUGCAUUCCGCCAAACACUUAUCUUGGAAGAAUUACUUCCCUCAAAACAUGAUGAUUAUCAUAAAUUGUUAAGAUUCUUGAAGGCCAGAAAAUUUGAGAUUGAAAAAUCAAAGCUGAUGUGGGCUGAUAUGAUCAAGUGGAGGAGUGACUUUGGUGCAGACACUAUCAUGGAGGAUUUCGAGUUCAAGGAAAAGGAAGAAGUCCUCAAGUACUAUCCACAAGGGCAUCACGGAGUAGACAAGGAGGGAAGACCAGUUUAUAUUGAAAGAAUUGGUCAAGUAGAUUCUAUUAAGCUCUUGCAAGUUACAACAAUGGAUCGCUAUCUCAAGUACCAUGUGCAGGAGUUCGAGAGGACACUCAAUGACAAGAUGCCUGCCUGCUCCAUUGCAGCCAAAAAACACAUUGACACAAGCACAACUAUUCUGGAUGUGCAAGGAGUGGGACUAAAGAACUUCAACAAAUCAGCAAGGGAACUCAUUCAAUGUCUCCAAAAUAUUGAUGGUAACAAUUAUCCUGAGAGCUUGUGUCGCAUGUAUAUCAUCAAUGCUGGUUCUGGAUUCAGGCUCUUAUGGAACUCUGUCAAGUCAUUCCUAGACCCCAAGACUACAGCAAAAAUUCAUGUUCUUGGUAACAAAUACCAAAGCAAGUUGCUUGAAGUAAUUGAUGCCAGUGAACUGCCAGAGUUUUUAGGUGGUACAUGCACUUGUGCUGACAAAGGAGGAUGCAUGCUUUCUGAUAAAGGUCCAUGGAAUGAUCCUGAUAUAAUGAAGAUGGUUCGCAAUGGUGAACAUAAAUGUUCAAACAAAAUUUUCAUCCCAACAAUUGAUGAGAAAACAAUCUCAGAAGAUGCAAAUGCUAAUCCUAAUGUUCAAAGGGAUUAUGUAGCUCAUACUCAACUCUCCCCUGUACAUGAGGAAGUUGACAUGAACAAAAACCACCCUAGUGCAUAUGAACCUCAAGACUAUAUGCCUAUAGUGGACAAGGCAGUUGAUGUAACUUGGACUAAAGCUAAAGGUAGAGAUUUCUUCCCUAUGCAUGAUGCUUCUAAGUCGCCCGAAGGAUUUAGCAACCAGCUAUUCACUGGAGUUAUGACAAUUGUGAUGGGCAUUGUGACAUUGGUCAAGAUGACCCGAAAUAUGCCAAGAAAGCUUGCUGAUGCAACCCUACAAGCUCAUGGUUACCAAUUGAAUGAACCUACCAUAUCUGCUAAUGAGCACUUCAGCAUGAUUAAGCGUAUGGAAGAACUCGAGGAGAAAGUCAUUACUCUUACCAACAAACCUGCCUCAUUACCUCCUGAGAAAGAGGAAAUGCUCAAUAAUGCCAUGAAACGCAUCGAUACUUUGGAGCAAGACCUUUUGGCUACUCAUAAGGCUCUUGAGCAAGCUCUGGUUCGUCAAGCAGAACUUCUAGCAUACGUGGAGAAGAAAAGGAAAAAGAAAAAAUUCUUGGGGCUAUUUUAAGUAUUUUAAUGGAAUGUGAGGAUGUAUACUUCUUAAGAUGGAGCUUUACAAGGAUAGUCAAUAGGGGACAUCCAAAGAUUAAAAAUAGGUUUGGCUCGAGGUAUCAUCUAGAGAAGAUGAUGCUGAUAAGGAAAUUAUGAAGUCUGCUCCUGUGAUUAUCUGAAAGACAAGAAGCAACCGGAAAAAUGAACAAGGGAUGUUGGAUUCACUAUAUUUUGGUGGAGCAUUGCAGUGAAAAAAUGCCACUAAUUGUAGAUGGUUUGAAUGGAUGGACUAAUAGGGGUCUAGACUCCAGAGAAGUUUGGCCCUUAGGCUGUAUAAGUUAAUGAGUUAGAUUACUCAUAUGGUCACUCAACUGAUAGUUAUUAUAUCAGAUAGUCACAUUCUUUGUUGAAGGAAAUUGGAAUCAAGAAGCAAGGUGACUUCUCUAGAGUGACCAUCUGAUAAAUCUAACACUAAGUUAAUGGAUUGAAGUUGCAUGCUGUAAAUAUCUCGUACAUUAUUAAUGCAAUUAAACUAGUUAUAGGUUACUCAUCUUUUCCAAAUCUCCAACUCAUGCUCCUUAUAGAAAAUUUCCUAUA
Molecule: messenger RNA, 2463 nt
Organism: Lycium ferocissimum
Lineage: Eukaryota; Viridiplantae; Streptophyta; Magnoliopsida; Solanales; Solanaceae
Product: phosphatidylinositol/phosphatidylcholine transfer protein SFH3-like
Exons: 12
Coding region: 188-1882 (564 amino acids)
Source: RefSeq, a predicted model, not a curated record